This is a messenger RNA of Desarmillaria tabescens, 756 nucleotides long. RefSeq lists its product as uncharacterized. Lineage: Eukaryota; Fungi; Basidiomycota; Agaricomycetes; Agaricales; Physalacriaceae. The coding region runs from base 1 to 756 and encodes 251 amino acids. The record is from RefSeq and is a predicted model, not a curated record. The transcript has 7 exons.
AUGUGCUGGAUGUUUGCCUUGUUGGUUGUAGCCAGUGGCGGUCCAUUCUCGCCCUUUUUUGACUGGAACUACCCUUCCCAACAUCAAUACCGGAAUUUGCUUGGUGAUGAGGAGUUUAGCCCUGAAGCCGGCACCGCUCGCUGGUUGCUUUGCACAGUGUUAGGAAGGGAUAGUGGUAGCCAAGUCUUCCUUACACCGGCCAUGUCGACGAUAUAUCUCCCCCGCACACAGACAUCCCGCCACAAGACGUGCCGUGCCGUUCAUCUUGAGGCGGAUUUUAAACGAGGAUUCAAAGUCAAAGUGGCACUGAAUAGGGAGAUUGACGAAAAGUGCGACGAGGACGGGACAUGCAUGCGUAUGAGAGGUGCACGGACACCCGGAGAGAGUAUAUGGAAAGGGAAGGAGAGAGAUGGCAGUCGGGAGUCGGAUGCGGGUAGCAAGGUUACGUUCAGAUCUUCAGAGGUGGUAGGCAAAGGGCGCAAUAGGCGUGUUGGGAUGCCUGGACAGAAUAUUUACUUCGUUGUCGUCGAUUCGUCGUUGUCAUUACCGGUGAAAGAGGGAAAACAACAAGGACACACGGACCAGCAGGUCGCCAUCCGUCGAACGACAAAACAGCAUUACAUCAUGCCUGGUUGCCGACCAGCUGAGUACUUGCUGUGCUUGCCAGCAACGCACUCGAGUCGACUCGGAUUUCGUCUGACUGACAUAGCCAGGAUUAACUUGGAACAAAUUCGUGUGAACAAAGAUGCGGCUUGA